This is a messenger RNA of Dinoponera quadriceps, 1836 nucleotides long. RefSeq lists its product as uncharacterized. The transcript has a single exon. Gene Ontology annotation, molecular function: nucleic acid binding. Bases 1 to 1836 code for a protein of 611 amino acids. NCBI's taxonomy places the organism in Eukaryota, Metazoa, Arthropoda, Insecta, Hymenoptera, Formicidae. The record is from RefSeq and is a predicted model, not a curated record.
AUGGAGUCUAAAACAUCUGCUUUGCAGCUCCAUGGAUUCGCUGACGCAUCCGAAAGAGCUUAUGCUGCCGUAAUUUACAUCAGGAGUGCUUCACUGGAUGGAGCAUCAAUAAGGGUUUCAUUGGCACUGGCCAAAACUAAAGUGGCCUUUCUUAAAUCCAUUUUGUUACCUCGUUUAGAGUUGUGUCCGGCCGUAUUGCUCGUGCGGUUGACAGCUCAUUUGAGGGAACAGUUGAAGUUAUCAUCAUUUCCAGUACAUUUAUGGUGUGACUCUACUGUCACUCUUGCAUGGAUUCGUGGACACCCUGCAAGAUGGACAACGUUUGUUGCAAACAGAGUUGCUGAAAUUCAUCGCACCUUGCCUGAGACACGCUGGUGCCAUGUAAGGAAUGAGAACAACCCAGCUGACUGCGCGUGCCGUGGAGUGGCUCCCAUGGACCUCUCUCAACACCUACUUUGGUGGAGCGGUCCUGACUUUCUGAAAAACCCUGAACUUUUGGUCAAUGACGACAUGGAUGUGACAACUGAGAGUGAUCUACCAGAGCAACGUCGGAUAGUACAUGGAGUAACCAAGGUAGAAGCAAACGAAUUCCUUGCUCGUUUUUCUACUCUUCGACUAUUAUUCCGGACAACAGCGUGGAUAUUGCGGUGGAGGCACGGACAUGCGGAACGCGUGAAGGGACCAUUGAUUCCUGAAGAGAUCCUUGCUGCAAGAAAUCUCUGGAUUAGAUUGGAACAACGAAUGGCAUAUGGCGAUGAGGUAUAUGCUUUAUCCAAAGGACACGUCAUCCAUAAUCGAAGUUCAUUUGUUGGCCUGAAGCCAUACUUGGACGAGGUUUGUUUACUUCGCUGUGGAGGCAGACUACGUCAUGCUGAGUUGGACUGGGACAGUCGUCAUCCCGUAAUACUACCUCCAAAAUCUCAUCUCACCAGACUUUUGGUGAUUGCAACCCACCAUGGAGCGCUGCAUGGCGGAAUACAACUGACGUUGGCAAUUCUUCAGCGUCAAUUUUGGAUCCCGGGAGGCAGGCGACUGGUCAGACAAUUAUUACAUAAUUAUCUGCCGUGUAUGCGAUGGCGGGCGGCUUCUCCACAACCUCUCAUGGGUGAUCUGCCGCGGACUCGAGUGACACCUUCGCGCCCAUUCACGAUGACUGGAGUCGAUUUUGCGGGACUUGUUCUCCUUCGGACAACUAAGGGAAGAGGACACCGAGCAUACAAGGGGUACAUCUGCGUGUUCGUUUGCUUGGCGACAAACGCAGUUCACUUAGAGGCUGUCACUAAUUACACGACGGAAGCCUUCCUUGUUGCAUUCCGGAGGUUUAUUUCACGACGAGGCUUGUGCAGGGAUGUAUUUUCAGAUUGCGGCACCAACUUCGUUAGAGCGGAUGCGAAACUUCGAGCACUCUUUCGUGCAUCGAGUCAAGAGUCACGGAAGGUCAUCGGGGAGGCUACAUUCACUUACGAGGAGAUGGUUACGCUACUAGCUGAAGUGGAGGCCUACAUGAAUUCGAGACCUAUUGCUGCAAUGUCAGACGAUCCUGAAGAUCUAUCACCACUCACACCAGGGCACUUUUUGAUUGGAGCACUUUUGUUGUCCGUACCUGAACCACUUCUAACUGAAGAACCUACAUCGCGGCUUACACGUUGGAAGCUUUUACAAAAGAUGCGUGACCACGUAUGGCAACGGUGGUUACAGGAAUACUUAACAUCUUUAUUGCCUCGUACCAAAUGGAAAACACCUUGCCCUGCUUUUAAAGAUUGGACAACUUUGUCUAGAGAGCUGGUGAGACCUGCGGUCAAGAUAGUCCCUUUGCCUAAAGGAGAAGAAAUAUAA